AUGGCAAAAGCUAAAGGUAUUGUUAGUUUUGAUCGUUUUGUUGAUGUUGGUGAAGAACCACGCAAGCUCUUUCAAUCUAUCGAAGGUUAUCAAUCUCUCAAACUAGUUUCACUUGAAGAAGCUAUCGAGCCUAUCGUUGACUUUUGUCCGGAUGCACGUCGACGCGUUUACAUCGCCAAAGAAAAUUGCGAAUCGCUUAAAGAUAGUUUAACGCAAGAUGAAUCCAUAUUCGUCUAG
Molecule: messenger RNA, 237 nt
Organism: Rotaria sp. Silwood2
Lineage: Eukaryota; Metazoa; Rotifera; Eurotatoria; Philodinida; Philodinidae
Source: the annotation of a GenBank genome assembly